AUGGCUACUCCGAGGAAUGAGCCAAAAACCCCUGGAGGAGACCCAACCGCGUUUACCGCCCCACCUACUCUCCAGGAUACUCCUGAGGAAGGGCCUUCCCGACCCAAACCAACGGCUGAAGAAAUACAAGAGUUUGUCCGUGCCAACUUCCAUGAGUUGGAGCGCCUGCUCCAAAACAACAGACAGGACGAUAGAGGGAAGGAGCCAAUGGAUCCGAAGGAAAAGAGGAGAACCUCUUUUCCAGAUCCUAGCAGUAGCUCCUCCGGGCAGGGUGAUGAAGAAUCUGGCCCACAAAGGAAUAGAUCCCCCGCACACAGAAUUGUCAGAACGACGUCUUCCGGUAGCCGACAAGGGAGGCGAUAUCAUUCGUAUACUCAUUACGGGUCGAUGAAGUAUGGAGGAAACUUGCCUUUCUCUUCAGAAAUAGAGAAGUUCACAGCAGGGCAAAAGUUUAAAAGCUCCCAAAACAUAGGUGUGUACGACGGGAGCUCAGAUCCGGAUGACCACCUAAAUAAGUGUUCGUUCUUGGACAAAGCUGGAAGAAGCAUUCUGCCUACACUUCCUGCCACAGAAGAAGUUCCGAAAAGCUCGAGAAGAGCUAUUCACUAUCAGGCAAAGGGAUCAGGAGAUGCUACGUGCUUACGUGGAGUGUAUUGCAGAGGAGAGUGCACAAACAGGAUCCCGAAUGGUCAGCUUGGCAAGUUUGCUUUGGAAGCGAGGAAGGGUGAUAGAAAUUCUCGGAAGGAGGAUCGCGUGGCUGAUACUUUUGGAAAGGAUAGACGAGGGCAGUAUAACUGGAACAGAAACCGUGACGUAGAGAGGCCCAAUCGGGAGGUCAACCAAGUUGUAACAGGAGACAUCUUGAGCAUCAUAGGAGGGCCAGCCGGAGGUGACUCGGAAUCACAAAGAAAAGCUCGAUGUGGGAAGGUCCCAGACAAAGACACCAACAACCGGAGGCUUAAGCCUUCCAAAAUGAUCACCUUCUCCUAUGAGGAUCUCGUUCCGGAACGCCAGGUGGGAGCAGAUGCUGUUGUCAUCCGUGGAAGGAUUACGAAUAAAUUUGUCCAUAGAAUCUAUGUGGACGGAGGAAGUUCAGCAGAAAUCAUGUACUGGCAUUGCUUCGUUCAGUACGGGGAAGGCGUCCGAAGGAUGAUGCGGAUGGUGAACACCCCUUUGGUGGAUUUUGCUAACCGUACCAUAUAG
This is a messenger RNA of Oldenlandia corymbosa var. corymbosa, 1203 nucleotides long. The record is from the annotation of a GenBank genome assembly. Lineage: Eukaryota; Viridiplantae; Streptophyta; Magnoliopsida; Gentianales; Rubiaceae.